AUGUCACACUCUCCACCACCACCUCCGAUAGAAGGCGAGAUCACUCAGCAUGGGCUCCACCACAUCGUCCAGCAUAACUCGAAUACGUCCUACCCACAAGAGCAGCACUACGAUGAAGGCAUCCACCUCCAAUCGCACUACGGCUCUCCAGCACCUCAACAAGAUGACGGAUAUCGCUAUAGCCAACAGCCAAGAUAUGCGUACCAUCAACACCAAGACUCUGGAUUAGGAAGCCAAUAUGAAACCUACGGGGGCCAAAUGUAUCAGGACCACUACAGCACUCCGGCGACUUCGCCUCCCACACCUUCAAUGAGCGCACGGGAUAUGCGGACAAGAAGUGGGCUUGGAGUUGGUAGGGCACCCCAGAACUUGCAACCAAUGCCCGAAGGACGAUCGCGGAUGGUCAAAUCGCCAAAGCCAAAGAAGACCAAAGCAAUGAAGCCCAAAGCCGAGAAGAAGAUCGCGAAGCUCGAGAAGCCACUGAGCGAACUGACUAAGGACUGGGAGCACCUACCAAUUGUGGACAUUGAGGCAUACGUCAACAGAUCAGCAGAGGACCGAAGAAGAGAGGUAGACACUGGAAAGAUUCCUGGCAAGGUCAAGCGCCCAAUGAACUCCUUCAUGUUGUACAGAAAGGCGUACCAAGGUCGGACAAAGGACUGGUGCCUCCAAAACAACCAUCAGAUCGUCUCUCAGGUGUGCGGUGAUAGUUGGCCACUGGAGCCUGACCACAUCAAGGAGCAGUACAGCGAAUGGGCUAGGAUCGAGCGUGCCAAUCAUCAGAAUGCACACCCCGGAUACAAGUUCUCGCCCACCAAGCCAGGAACUGCGAAGGCAUCGAAGAGAAAGGUCUCCGAGGAGCCUCCUACCGAGGAAUCCGACUUGGAUGAUUUCGAGUGGCAAGGUGGAUCGAAGAGAAAUUCUAAGAAGCAUCGUCCGUCUCCAAGAAUGGCUCCCCACCCAGUCCAAUACCCAACUACCGAAUCGGCGUAUAGGUACUCUUCAAGAGACAACUCGAUGGAGCCACGCCACAACUUCCACCCAUCUUCUUACCAAGCCAACAAUCCUGGAAGACCGCUGCCACCUCAAUACAACCAGUCGAACCUGCGCCAAGGAGAGUACUACCAGCAGAUCAUCCACAACCACCAGAACAUGGUGAACGUCGAAGAUGUCGUCCUGAAGAAGGCGACUACUCCAGGACCACAUUCAUACUUGGGACUUCCAGGUGGCCACGAGUACGAUAUGAUGCACUACCAGCAAUACCAAGGUUCACCAGCCCCAGAGCACAGAAUCGAUCCGUCGUUGGGGCACCAAGACCAUGCAAUCUUCGACAACGCCAGCUUCCACGAGCCCGCUGGUCAGCCAAGCAUGUACUAUACUGCCAGCCAGAACGGUGAUCAUCAAUGGGAUACCCCGUUCGGAGCUCACGAGCAAGACCCUAUGCCAUUCAUCGACCCUGCCCUCAGCUUGGACGGUUCCCAAAUUCACGACCCGCAUGCGCACAUCUUGAAGGGCAACCAGGAGGGAUGGCACGUCGAGACUCUUGACGAGGAAGACCAAUUCAACAAGUGGAUGGACGGCGCUUAA
This is a messenger RNA of Drepanopeziza brunnea f. sp. 'multigermtubi' MB_m1, 1587 nucleotides long. RefSeq lists its product as uncharacterized. Gene Ontology annotation, molecular function: DNA-binding transcription factor activity, RNA polymerase II-specific; RNA polymerase II cis-regulatory region sequence-specific DNA binding. NCBI's taxonomy places the organism in Eukaryota, Fungi, Ascomycota, Leotiomycetes, Helotiales, Drepanopezizaceae. The record is from RefSeq and is a predicted model, not a curated record. Gene Ontology annotation, biological process: regulation of transcription by RNA polymerase II. Gene Ontology annotation, cellular component: nucleus.